Cicer arietinum (chickpea) is the source of this 940-nucleotide messenger RNA. RefSeq names its product ethylene-responsive transcription factor 2-like. Gene Ontology annotation, molecular function: DNA binding; DNA-binding transcription factor activity. NCBI's taxonomy places the organism in Eukaryota, Viridiplantae, Streptophyta, Magnoliopsida, Fabales, Fabaceae. The record is from RefSeq and is a predicted model, not a curated record. Gene Ontology annotation, biological process: ethylene-activated signaling pathway; regulation of DNA-templated transcription.
UAGCACAAUAUUCCCAACACUUAGAACUUCCACAAACGGUUAACUUUAUUAGAUCUAAAACACCAAUGGCUUCCACCACCCAACACUCAGAUUUUGCAUACUUGGAAAACAUUCAACAAUACCUUCUUCACGAUGAUUCCAACAUUCUUACAUCUCAUCAAACUUUUUCAAGCCCUAAAAGUGACAAUGAUUCAUAUACAACUAUAGAGACGCGUGAAGUAAACGCGCCUCCAACAUGGAAGCGGUAUAAGGGUGUGAGGCGUAGACCAUGGGGAAAGUUUGCCGCAGAGAUUAGAGAUCCCAAGAAAAAUGGCGCUAGAGUUUGGCUUGGAACUUAUGUCACUGAGGAGGAAGCAGCUUUGGCUUACGACAAAGCUGCUUUUAAAAUGCGUGGCCGAAAAGCCAAACUUAAUUUUCCCCACCUUAUUGGCUCUGACGUGCCAACGUCAAAGCCAGAAAGGGAGGUGGUUUUGAAACGAGACUCGCCAGAGCCUUCUUCUUCGGAGGAAAGUUGUGAGUCAUCGUCACAAGGGUCAAAGAGAAAAAGGAGCAUGGUUGACUUACUUAACAAAUUAGCCAAGAAUAGAAGCCAAGCCAUGGUGGUUGAAAUUGAAAAGGCUUCACAAGCAAAUUUUUUUGAGCAAUGGGUGAAUGAGUUGAAUGAUUGCACUCUAAUUAAUAUGGAGCUCUUAGUGUAGUUGUGUUGAUUUUGUAUUUUAUGUUAAUUUGUGCAGUUUUCUAAUAUUUUUGCUGUAUGUAAGUGCAGCCCCUAAUAAGUUUGAGAUGAUUUUUGCAUUACCCUUUUUGAUUAUCUUCAAGGGGUGAUGUUUAAGCAAAACUACAACAAUGUUGUAAUUUUUCCAACCUUUGGAUCUGAUUUAGUUAUCAUAGCAGAAAAAAUAGUUCAUAACAGAUAAAUUAACAUGUUGAAUUUGAAGUA